GCUGGCCAACACGAUAGAUUGCUGGUACCUGUUUUACCGACGUCUGACAGUUUGCAGUGUCAGUUUUCGAAAAAUUUUGGUUACUAAACCGUGACCGCAACAUAGGAUUCCGUGUAUUCCGUUAGGGGAACGAAAGGAAAUAAAAGUGGUGUCGAGGAGAAUGGAAUUAAUUAGAUUCGCGAGGCGAGCGUAGCGCAAUACUUGGCGAUUAAAAAUAACGGACGGUUAGUUUCACCCAGAGGUAACUCGUUCAAAUUCUUUUGUUUUCUACGAUAAUACGUGUGCUGCCCAUAUGCAUUGUCUUGGGCUGUGAUAUUGGGAUAUUUUUGGUGCACAUUCUUCAGAUUCACUAAGCCAGUAUGGGUUUAAUCAUAGCCAAAUUUAGGAAAAAGAAAACCAGCAUUGAGAUUUUGGAAAAUUUAGAUAAAGAAAUUAAAUCAAUUGAGGAUUUCCGAAGGAACACUCUGGAAAGGCACAAAAAGAUUGUUGGUCAUUUCUUGAUAUUUUCAAUUGGAGUCUAUGUGGUUUCAUGUUUCCUAUUUUACUUCUAUUUCUAUUCACCAAACAUCAAAGAGAGAAUUUUCUAUUUUUUACCACUUUUAGUGGCUCCAGUCUUUAUUUUUUCAUUGAAGAGGCUAUUAACUUGGUACUACAAUCGUAAAAUAUCGAAAAAGGAAGUGAAAUUGGUGAGCUUGAAAAAUGAUAAAAAGAAACUAUUGGAUACGGUGAUGGAGACGGAAACGUACAAGGUGGCGCGAACUAUAUUGGAAAAGUAUGCACCUGAACAAGUCCGUAAAGUUAAUCUUGCAUCGAGCGAAAUGACGCCAAUUGUCGCACGUUCGCCAGCAUUGGGAAUGCAAAGUGGUUUAAGGAAUCGUUCUAUGCCAAAUAGAUCAGCACCAAUGAUGAGACAAUCUAUCGGAUUUCCGCAAACCCCGUCAAGACCAAUUUAUGGCGAUCUAGCGAAACAAAGAAAUAACGCGGUCUUAGCAUCAGCGGACACCAGCCAAGUCAUGUCAGCAAAUAGUAGUCAAAUAGUUCCGGUUGUGCCCAUGCCUCGAGCUAUUUUGCCGAAGGAUAGAUCAGUUUUGCAGAAAAUGGUUGAAUAUCUUGUGGGUGAUGGUCCUUACAACCGAUACGCUCUAAUUUGUAAAGAGUGUUACGGUCACAACGGUAUGGCUCUUCAAGAGGAAUACGAGUAUAUGUCUUACAAAUGUUGCUACUGUCAAGUAUUGAAUCCGGCUAGAAAAAAGAAACCGGCCGCUCCGAAAUUAGGGUUUGAUGUUCCUCCGACAAGCUCCGGUCUAGAUGAUGACACCUCCGAGUCCGAGAAAAAUUCCGUAAGCGAUUCGGAUAGUGAAGGAACGAAGAAACCGGAUGCCGAAACUUUAUCCGAUAAUAAUAAAGAGAAAUCCUCGGAUAAUGAACAGCCUAGCGAUUUCGAUAAGCUCUCUGAUUUGGAUACGAAGAACUCUGACGGUGAGCAGGUUGAGGUCCAAGAGGAGCCGAAGAAGGAGGAAUAACGUCAAUUUAUAAAAGAAACAAACAUGAGAAACAUUUAAAAGACUGAUCCUUUUUGUCGUUUGUAACAAGUCUAUAUAGGUCUUCAAAUUUCUACUAAUUUUUUGUCUUGAACGUACGUACGUAGUAAAUAUGAACUAUAAGUGCCAAAAACAAAGAAAGGAAAUGUUUCAAACUGAAAAAUUAUAUAUUGUUGUUGAAAUUUUGUUCAGAAUCCGUAAGGUUCAAAUAAUUUAUUGGAAAGUUAUUCAUUAGACGAUUGUUAUAAAUGCUGUUACUUUUUUACGUAAUCUAGAGUUAGUUUAAUUUAUUACUACCUAUUUAUUUCAUGCUAUGUUCACGGUAUAUAUUAGGCAGUGCCAUUUAGGAUUUGGUUCUCGUUUGUGGCAUCAGAUAUUAAUGCGAUAAUAUCAUCUUGUCUACAAGGAUGAGCCACACAGUUAUUCGAUAAACCACCCACACGAGGUGGUCCGUAAAUUGAAUUAGUUGCAGUGCAUUUUAUGUUCAUCUCAUAAUGUGUUUCUUAGCAUAUUUGUUUUUAUUUUAGAGCUUGGAAUGGCAUUGUUGGAAUGUUUAUUGCAACACUCGCUUUUUUAUCCUUCCCAUCUUUAUUUUCAUUAUAUUGAAUAUAUUUAAACACCAGCGCUUCUCCUUUGGUACAUGGAAUGUCAAUUUCGGAUUGUUGAAUCGUAAUAGAGGUGCCUUUAUAAAAACAAUUUAUGCGAAUAAAUGCUUACUGGAGUUUGUAUAAUUGUAAUUUUAUCUCUAUACAAUAAAAUAUAUAUGCAAUGUU
Molecule: messenger RNA, 2314 nt
Organism: Nicrophorus vespilloides
Lineage: Eukaryota; Metazoa; Arthropoda; Insecta; Coleoptera; Silphidae
Gene: Lnpk
Product: protein lunapark-B
Exons: 6
Coding region: 360-1523 (387 amino acids)
Biological process (GO): endoplasmic reticulum tubular network organization
Cellular component (GO): endoplasmic reticulum tubular network
Source: RefSeq, a predicted model, not a curated record